AUGAACCAAAAGUGCAAAGUGUGUGGCGAGCCGGCGGCCGGGUUCCACUUCGGUGCCUUCACGUGCGAAGGAUGCAAGUCGUUCUUCGGGCGCUCAUACAACAACCUGAACUCGAUAACGGAAUGCAAGAACAACGGCGAGUGCGUCAUCAACAAGAAGAACCGCACCGCGUGCAAGGCCUGCCGCCUGCGCAAGUGCCUCAUGGUGGGCAUGUCCAAGUCCGGCAGCAGGUACGGCCGCCGCUCCAACUGGUUCAAGAUCCACUGCCUUCUCCAAGAGCAGCAGCAAGCCGCCCAGUCGCGGUCACCUCCAAGAGUGCCCCCAUCUCCUCACUCGCUAGCGCCACCCUUCCCUCCACAUCUCUUUCCUGGACUAGCCAGACCACGCACGAAAGAAGAACUCGCACUACUAGGCCUCGAUGACUACAAGCCCCCCUGCUCUGGCUCCCCAGACUCACACCGAAGCGGCUCCUCCCCCAAACUAGACGAGAAGAGCAAACUCACCCAAUCCAGACCGCCUGACAGACCCCUCACGCCGCCGAGGGACACGUACGUCCCGCUCCCCUUAGCCAACAUCAGCUUGCCCCACUUCCCACACUCGCCGUUCUUACCGCCCCCGCCCUUCAGCCCGUUCGCCACGAACCAUCCGUUGCUGUUCCCCCCCGGCUUCCACCCGAUAUACUCUCGGCAUCUGCUCGACCACGCGGCGUUAAGACAAGCCGCGGAAAACAACAACGACGUCAGAAUCGACGACCAUAAUGCCGACUCGUCGAAGCGAUUCUUCUUAGAUGAAAUUCUGAAGCAGCAGAGGUCCUCGCAACCACCGACGCCGCAGGAGGACGUGAUAUCUGAAGCGGAGUUUGUGCCCACGCCUCCCGCUGAGAGGAGAACCUCAGAAUCGCCCUUACAAGAGAAUCCGAUGGACUUGUCGGUGAAAUCUGACGGUAGAUCCAGUUCGGCCAGACGGAGAUCCGAUGACAGUGAGAUCAUCACUCCAGAUAACGACGAUGCCGAGUCGGGCAGCGCGGCGGGCUCCGCCAGCGAGGAAGAAGACGUCUCUUAUUCCCAAAUUAAGCGAAUCAAACUCCACCCGUUGGACCUCACUACCAAAGUCUGACGUCACACCAGACGCCCCCUAGUGCCGUUAUUAUAAACAAUGUACUUUAAACAAAAUGAACAGUGAAUUUAUUAAGGCCAGUAAAUCGGAUUGUGAUUUUAAAAAUAAGUAGGACGAUCGAAAGGAUUAUCCCGAAAUUGUUUAGUGAAUUGUUAUCGCUUGAAAGAGUCUAUCCAAAUACGUAACUUAAGUAGCGUUUAGUUAAAUGUUAAUGGUACUUGAAGCCCGGUUUACGAUUAUGUACAAAUCGAAUGUAAAUAAUAAAUUAUUUUGUCUAAUGUAAGUGCUAGGUUAAUAUUAGUUAGCGGUUUUUUCGAUGAUGGAACCAGCCGGGUGUUGCAACAUUCCAUUUCGACUAAAUUCCCUUAUGUUUUGUAUUAAUUUGAAUAUAAUUUAUUUCAUUUAGUAGAAUUUUCGAUUGAAGUGUUGUUUGUGGAUUUAAAUCGUUUUAUGUCGAGUGCAUUGUGAGCUGUCGCUUCGUUAGAUCUUUUAUUUCUGUAAGUUUAAUUAUCUCUUGGAUUUUGACUGUUUUGUACUUAAUUUUAGUUUCAAAUACAUUCCCUAGUGGCUGUGUACAGUCAGAUUGAAGGGCAUCUCGGCAGUUAUUCUUAAGUUAGUUCAAGCUCGAGAUGUUGUUUAAUCUGGCUGUAUAAUAAUGAAGUAAUAUACUCUAUACUCUACAAGCAUUCCUAUGAAAUUGCUCAACCUUCAGAUGUGUCGAGUGACAUUGUACUCAAGUAUAGUGAAAUUAGUCACGGAUAAACAUACAUACUCAUAAUAAACUUUGUGUGGCUCAGUUGUGUAUAUAAUGUAUCGUAGCUAGAUUGUUUUACACUACGUAGAUGAGUUGUUUGUAUUGAACGCAUUCCAGGAAAUCGUACAAAAUAAACUAUUCGUGCACUCGAA
Molecule: messenger RNA, 2022 nt
Organism: Ostrinia furnacalis (Asian corn borer)
Lineage: Eukaryota; Metazoa; Arthropoda; Insecta; Lepidoptera; Crambidae
Product: knirps-related protein
Exons: 2
Coding region: 1-1116 (371 amino acids)
Biological process (GO): regulation of DNA-templated transcription
Molecular function (GO): sequence-specific DNA binding; DNA-binding transcription factor activity; zinc ion binding
Source: RefSeq, a predicted model, not a curated record